GAUAAGUUGAUGCGAAAAGUCAAACACAAAUAAUGGGGGCGACAAGAAAUUGAGGACGUCUGCAGAUCUCAUAAUAAAUUACUUUUUAUUUUUAUAAAUUAGUUGCUAUACGUUUUCACCAGGCGAGUUCGCAGCUGCCCGUCGAUACAAUUGAGGUUAAGAUCCUGAAAUGGAGUUUAACGGUUGCGAGAAAGCUGAUCUAAAUGGUUUAGUAAAAAACAUUGUCAAAAUUCUCUUAUCUACUUCUAAGUAUUUCCACUGUCCAUUCUGUGCCGAUGAAUAUUUGUUUGAAUUCACCCUUCGACAUCAUUUACUAAAGAAUCAUGAAGCAGAUCUUGCUACAAUUGUCCAGUCUCCGGAUUCCAGUAUUAAGUUUUGCGAUAGCAACAUCUGUCCGUAUUGUGGUGCAUUAUUUUAUUACUUGUCAGCGCUACCGAAACACAUCAUGAAUAGCCACAGUCGAGAUUGUUUGAUAAAGUGGCAAACAAUUGUGAGGGAAAACAGUUUGCAGAGGAAAUUUAUCACAGAACCAAGCAUCAAAUGUGUUCCGUGUUCUCCAGGGUUAAGUGAUUUGUUCGAAGAGCUUAAUGCAGGCAACGGAUCAAGCAGAAAGAAAAAUCGAACACACCGGAGGGAGGCAUCGCCGCUGUACAAGUCUGCUCUGAAAAAUGCAAACCGAAUCUCAGCAUCCAAACGUUCGGAAUCGUGGGUCAGUUGCGAUUUUGAGUUUAGUACCCACUCUCGCGCCCCCAGUGCGGCACGACGAGAACUUCAGUUCGAUACAGAUCUGCCUGAGAAUGUUUCAACCGAUGUGGGCACGAUUUCAUGCGUAAAGAAAAUAAAACGCGCCCGUAAUCAUUUCAAUCUGAGAGCACUCAAACCGAAAGGUAGCUUGAAAAAGUUUGUUCUGUCCAAGUUCACAAAGAAGUAUCACUGCAAGAUUGUGACCAGCACACCGAACAACUUUCUUGACGACAGUGGAACCUGUACGGCCGAAUCACGACUGCACAAUCAGGAACGUUGGAACCGAAUUCAUUUAGACUGAUUGAAAACAUGUAGAAUGCAACCGUCUCUCUGUCCAAUAGCUAAUUUGUUACCUCGCACAAUGCAAAGGUAUCAAUGCAAGUGAGAUGAUUUUUUUUUAAAUUUAAGUACAAUGAUUUUAUUCUAUAAAAACGGUAUUACUAGAGACAAUAAUAUAUUUCCUACAAUGCGCAAUUAUUUCAGUUAUAAGCAUUAGUA
Messenger RNA from Topomyia yanbarensis, 1242 nucleotides. RefSeq lists its product as uncharacterized. The record is from RefSeq and is a predicted model, not a curated record. Bases 170 to 1045 code for a protein of 291 amino acids. The transcript is spliced from 2 exons. NCBI's taxonomy places the organism in Eukaryota, Metazoa, Arthropoda, Insecta, Diptera, Culicidae.